Messenger RNA from Lagopus leucura (white-tailed ptarmigan), 5979 nucleotides. It is a transcript of the gene SLC7A11, whose product is annotated as solute carrier family 7 member 11. Lineage: Eukaryota; Metazoa; Chordata; Aves; Galliformes; Phasianidae. The coding region runs from base 2198 to 3625 and encodes 475 amino acids. Gene Ontology annotation, biological process: amino acid transmembrane transport. Gene Ontology annotation, molecular function: L-amino acid transmembrane transporter activity. The transcript has 26 exons. Gene Ontology annotation, cellular component: membrane. The record is from RefSeq and is a predicted model, not a curated record.
GCUGCGCUUGACUGAGAGCGACCGCGUGCCGGUUCGCCUCCGUAACGCUUACACUGCGCCGUGAGCGUGUAAGUGUUAGAGGCAGGAAAAAAAUCUACAGAAGCCUGGAAAUGUUUUUGUAUCAGUCCCAGUGGCCUGCCAUGAAAGAUAUAUAGGCACUUGUAAGAAUUUGACAACGCUUCAGCAACAAUUAUCCAGACAGGAUUCUGUAACUCUUGGUGUUUGUUUUUCCUGUGAGAGAGUUGCCUGGAAAGAAGAUGUACGGAGGAGAAUUUACCAAGUCUUAUUCAAAAGUUUUGUGAUCAGCGGUCAGAGAGGCGCUAAUUAUUUGAUGAUGGCUGACGACUGAUGGAAUGACGUUCAAAGGAUGCAGGACAUCGUAGGAAAGUGUUCAUCAGUAAGUUAGAAUUACAAAUGAAGAUGAACAGCUACCACAGGCAGCAGCACUGAUAACCUCCUUCUGUUCUCAGUAGUAUCCAGAUCUGUUUUCUUCAUGCACAAAUCCCAGAAUUCCUCUUUUAGAGAAUCAAAGACGACUUGAGUGGAUUGAUUGCUCCAUGCCUUCCUACUUCUCUCAAUGAUCUGUUGUUGGAUGAUGAACAUGUGAUCUCCAGCUGUGUGACCUCAGAGGUGUAUGACAGUGUGUCUGAAGCACAGUGGAUUAGCUGCUUUUGAAGUAUUGAGACCCCAUGUGUCACCUGAGAUGGACCCUUUCUAGGUCAAGAGACUGCCACCCUGAGGCAUAGUCUCAAUCGCAAGAACAGCUGCUCAGAUUGGCUUGUGCAGAUGUGUUCAUGAAGAAAUCCAGGCUUUCCCUGUAUCCUGUCACGCUGUUUGGGGUUAGAUGCUUCAAAGAUCUCUUGGAGCUGUCUAGAGGAGGAGAAGAAAUCUCGUGCUCAGAUUUCUAGUGAAAAUUCUUCUGCUAACCUCCGUCUGUCUCUGAUGACCCAUCCUGAAAGAAGAAAAGAGAAAUAUUGUAAUGAAUCCACCUUUUCCAGGCAGGGUUUCUGUUCCCCCUGGAAAAGAUACAAAUGAAAAGAAAUGUUGGAGAUGCUGAACGUUCCUGUUGACCUUGCCAGCACUGGAAUAGCUAUGACUGGAGAGGUGCCUGCCUAAAAUGAACUGGGGUGGAUGGUGGAACCAGAGCAGCCACGGAAGCAUGAAUAUCCCAGAUGAGAAGAUGCCCUUACCUGUCCCUGUUCAAGCAGUCUGAGGCAUUUCUGUUGUGUAGGAUGGAGUCAGACUCUACAGGAUAAAAAUACCUUUCCAAUGAACAGAAAAAUAACCAAAAUGAAUACAUCAAAGAGCCCAAAAUAAACUGCCAACAGACGUGAAAAUCCAGAAGACAGAGGCUGAAGCGUUCCUGCCUUUUAGAUUUGGAAUUACUUUUGCAUACUCUGACAGUUUUCCCUUAUAAACGAGCGCAGGUUUUUAUGGAAGAAGAGGGCUGUGCUGAGCAUCAGGCAGGUUAAGCUCCGUGCCUUUGGAAGAGCUCUCUGAAAAAGACUGAGUGCUGUGCUGUGGUUGUCCAGGGAUUCUAUCACAGCCCAUGGUGGGCUGCAGGUGAUGAAAACGGGUUUGGAACACACGGUGUACUGUGGAGCAGCAGUGGGCAUUCUCGGCGGAGGAUUCUCAUGACAUUUCCAGAAAACCACAAACCAUCCCCGAGCACCAAAUAAGUAUUCUCUGUUCUGAUAGUUUGAAGUAAACUUUGAAUGUGGGAACUUGUUUGGCUUUAAUGGGUAGCUGUACGCUGCAGUGCUCACUGGAAAGGCUGCGAACAGCGUAAUCGUGAGCAAGCUGCCAAUAGUUCAGAAAAAGGGUUUUCUGCUUCUAUCCCUCCUUGAUUAUUCACACUUUAGACAGUUUGGUGAGAGUUCUACAUAGUCUCAAGCUUUCCGUGCCCACCAUCCUCCCCGAUAGAAGCAGCAAGCAGCCUUUUUCCUGUGUGGGGGAGUGUUAUUUACUAGCCAUGUCCAAAGGGCAAAUGUGGAUUCAGAACAUUUUUGCAUUCUUUUGGCUAAGGAUCAAAUGAAAUUAGAAAGCCAUUUGACUGCCUGGUGCUGCUACUGAUGCAGAUGGCUGAGUGGUGGGGAGCUGCCUGGGGAUCAGCUGGGAGCCCACUGAGCUUUGAUGUGAUCCUGCAGCCAUCUUCCUACUGAAACAGAGGGGGCAGCCGAACGGCAGGUUGCCCUCCAUGGACAGCAGGCAGCCUCAGGAGAAGGUGGUACUGAAGAAGAAAGUCACACUGCUGAGGGGGAUCUCCAUCAUCAUUGGCACUAUCAUUGGAGCUGGCAUCUUCAUCUCACCCAAGGGGAUCCUGAAGAACACGGGCAGCGUGGGCAUGUCCUUGAUGGUCUGGACAGCAUGCGGCAUCCUCUCGCUUUUCGGUGCCCUCUGCUAUGCUGAGCUGGGAACAUGCAUUAAGAAAUCUGGUGGUCACUACACAUAUAUCCUGGAGGCCUUUGGCCCGCUGCCUGCUUUUGUGAGAGUCUGGGUGGAACUGCUCGUUAUUCGCCCUGCUGCCACAGCAGUGAUAUCUUUGGCAUUUGGACGCUACAUUUUGGAACCUUUCUUUAUGCAGUGCGAAAUCCCAGAACUUGCGAUUAAACUUAUUACAGCUGUUGGCAUCACGCUAGUGAUGGUCCUGAAUAGCACAAGUGUCAGCUGGAGUGCCCGCAUUCAGAUUUUCCUUACCUUUUGCAAGCUUGUAGCAAUUCUGAUAAUUAUAGUCCCCGGAGUUAUCCAGCUAAUUAAAGGAGAAACACAGCACUUUAAAAAUGCCUUUUCAGGGAAUGAUGCCAGUAUUAUGGGAUUACCACUUGCUUUCUAUUCAGGAAUGUACGCCUAUUCGGGCUGGUUUUACCUCAAUUUUGUUACUGAAGAAGUGGAAAACCCUGAAAAAAAUAUACCCCUCGCAAUAUGCAUUUCAAUGAUAAUCGUCACAGUUGGCUAUGUGUUAACAAACGUGGCUUAUUUCACUACAAUCAGUGCUGGGGAAUUGCUGCUUUCAAAAGCUGUAGCCGUGACCUUUGCUGAACGAUUAAUGGGAAGCUUUUCUUUAGCUGUACCAGUGUUUGUUGCUCUCUCCUGCUUUGGAUCUAUGAAUGGUGGCAUUUUUGCAGUCUCCAGGAUGUUCUUCGUUGCCUCCCGUGAGGGUCACCUUCCGGAAAUUCUCUCCAUGAUUCAUGUCCGCAAGCACACUCCUCUGCCAGCUGUCAUUGUUUUGCACCCUCUCACAAUGAUAAUGUUAUUCAGUGGGGAUCUCUACAGCCUCCUGAAUUUCCUCAGUUUUGCCAGGUGGCUUUUUAUUGGACUGGUAGUUGCUGGCUUGAUUUAUCUCAGAUAUAAACGUCCUGAUAUGCCUCGUCCUUUCAAGGUGCCUCUAUUUAUUCCAGCAUUGUUUUCCUUCACCUGCCUCUUCAUGGUUGCACUGUCACUUUACUCCGAUCCAGUCAAUACAGGGAUUGGAUUCGCAAUAACCCUGACUGGAGUUCCUGCCUACUACCUCUUUAUUGUCUGGGACAAGAAACCAAAGUGGUUCAGAAAGCUCUUAGACACUGGAACUGAAGCAUUGCAAAUCCUCUUGGAAGUUGUCCCAUCAGAGGAGGACCAGAAAUCAUGAUCUGCAUCUACCCAAAAACGCAGCCUUUGGCUUGAUGUUUCAUUUCAACCUGAGGAAGAGCGUGCGGAGAUGUCUUCCUCCUCCUAGUGCUCUGCAAAUUGGAGGAACAAAUCACAGCUGAGAUGGAUACUGAGUGCAUCAGUUGCCAGAACUGUAUUUUAUGAUGUUGCAAUUUAUUUUUUUUUUUUUUAAAGUGUGUUUGGUUUAUACGUAGAGAGCAAGAAUUUAUGCCAUAAGGACUCUUGAACUAUUUUUUGUUAGUGUUGUGUUUUAAUGAAACAUAGAUUUUUCAAACAAGGAUUUUUGUUGCAUUGUCACUGAAAAUAAGUUUAAGCAUUGUGUAAGUAAUAGUCAGGUGUACUGUGAUGAACGUAUCCUACUUGCUGUCCUGAAGAACCUACUCUGACUAGGGAAAGGGGCAGAUAAAGCUGCUGAGUAUCACUUAAUAAUGUUCUUCCUCUCCCUCUGUUUGGCAACCCUAGUUUACUUAUGUCUUGCUUGGAGCACCAGUGCAUUGAUGCAGAAAUACAGUGGUUUCUACUGCGUUUGUGGUGGUGAGAUCAAGGUAUAACAUAACACAUAAAAGCAUCUUCUGAGAAUUAGUAUUUCUACCAGCGGGACAGGUAGAUUUUAGCCUAAGGGCAGUAAUUUUAUACAUGUUCAAGUUUCUACCAGUCAAGAAAUUAUGACUAUUUUUUGCCAACGCUUCUUUUCUGUGUGUAUGGGAAAUACAGCAACAGAGUAAUUACCUUCAGAUCGGUAUUUGAAUCCGAUCUCCGUUGUUAUAUGAAUAUUUUCUAUCUGGAAGCAUACGAAUGUGCAUUUAUCAGUCAGGCAAACAGGAUUUUAGAGUUUUAGAUAAUUACUUGUGGUCAGCAGAUGAAUAAUGGUCACUGGUUUUAUAAUCUGCGGGAAUUUUGUAUAGACACGGCAAUAAAUGCAGUACUGUUUUAUGAGUAAGGUGUAAGGCAAGCUACAACAGAUUGGCUGAUUUGAGUUGGGAACACACCUAAUCUGUGGGUUUUUUAUUCAAGCACACUCCAAUUAAUCGGGCUUUGAAACACCCAGGGAACAGGUGCUCUGCCAUCUUCUUCCUGGUUUUAUCUCAGCUGAAACAGAGAAAAUCUAUCAAAACUGAUAAAAUCAAACCAAAUUGAAGUUUCCCCUUCAGAAUGAUGUUUGAUCUGAAAGCUGGCUCAAAUAUGAGCUGAAAUUUUGCCCUUUAAAAAAAAAAAAUGGAGAUAAGGAAUUUUUUUAAUGCUUAAAAAUUCAGUUUUAUACAAUUAAUCAGAGACUACUCAACCUUAAGACUGAGGUUUGUUAGCGCUCUGUUAAGAAUAUAAUGCUUAAAUACUGGAUGCACUACUUUUUUAGCUGUUUGCUAUUAGCAAAUUGUACGUUUCAUGAAAGCUUUUAUGGAACUAAGCAACAUUAGACUUCCUAAAUAGGGAGGAAAGCACAACUAAUGGCCAGACCACUACAGUAAAGGGAGACUGUAUUUUGUACAUGUGUUGUAUAUAUCCAGAAUAUUUACCAUUUUAAAGGUGUACAGUAAAAUAUCUUAAAAUUCCUAAAUGUUUUUCUUUCUUGUAUUUCUGUAGCGGAAUUUCAUAGAAGUAGGGAAAUGGGAGUAACUGAUGAUCUAGAAGAGUGGUAAUUUAAGAGAGCAUUCUCCAAGCUUUUUUAACUUUAAAUAUUUGCUGUUUACGGUAACUUAAAGUGUUAUUUGAAACUUCUUUUAGGCAAACAUUUUGAGCUAGAUUUUUGUGCUGACAGCUCGUGCGUUUAGCUGGUAUUUACACACGGGGCAGAAGUGUGCUUUUGAGGCUGUCUCCUGCCCCAUCCCAGUCCCCCACGUUUUGGCCUGCGUCAGCAUGGAGCACCUUAGGCUUACACCAUUUCCAUCCAUUUCUCAUGGAACCAAAGGGUUUUUGCCCUCCGGGAGCAGGCCUAUCACAUUCCUUGUUUGUGGAAUCCCGCCAGAGCAAAGCCUCCUCCACACUGAUACUGUGGGCAGUGGGUCUUGCACAUCCGCUGUUCAACUCCAUGUAUUCGCUCCUAUUGUGCCGCAUUACUUGAAAAUUUAGAUGUAGCCAGUGUUAAUUUGUAGAAAUAAAUGGCUCUGCAGGGGUAACUGAACGUUACUUUAUUUCUGUUGUUUUUGCCGUCACGGACUUCAAAGUUUAGGAAUGUUUCUGAAGUCUGACCCAAUGACUGUAUUUUGCUGUAUUUUCUGUUCAUGUAAGGGCUUCAUUUGUCCUGAGAGAGCUCCUUUGACUCAUUGUUUGUGAAGAUGUAUAUUUUGGGAGAAAAAAAUGUUACUUGCAAAAUAAAAAAACAGAGUUUUUUGAAAA